AUUUGGCGAAGGGUAAAGGGUCGGAGUCACAUGGACAGAAAGCAUUUGAUUCAUGUCCAAGUCACCGCGGUGGCAGCAGGGGCCGCUCCCUCCGGCUCAGGCCGCGUGAGGCAGGAGCGGCGGGGCUCGGCCCGCGGGGCAGAGGCCAGAGCCGCCUCUCCAGGGAGUCUGCCGAGCGGAGCCCCGCGCCCUCCUCUGCCCUCCGCCCGGGCUCUCCUCCUCAGCAUGUGAAGCCACCCGCCCCUCCCGGGACUUUUCAGAGGCGGCCGCCUCCGCUCCGCUCCGCUCCGCGCCGCCGGGGACCGCGCAGCAGCAGCAGCAGGCGCGCCCCGCAGCGCGCAGCCCGGCCGCUCGGCCCGCGCCCCGCCGCCCACCAUGAGCGAGGAGAGCCGCGGGGACGGCCGCGCCGAGGGCGCCAAGGACGCGGAGAAGCAGCUUCGCCUGCGCGUGUGCGUGCUCAGCGAGCUGCAGAAGACCGAGCGGGACUAUGUGGGCACGCUGGAGUUCCUGGUGUCGGCAUUCUUACACCGAAUGAACCAGUGUGCAGCAGCAAAAGUUGACAAGAAUGUAACAGAGGAAACCGUGAAGAUGUUAUUUUCAAACAUCGAAGAUAUCCUCGCAGUACAUAAAGAAUUCUUAAAAGUUGUAGAAGAAUGCUUACAUCCGGAACCUAAUGCGCAACAAGAAGUGGGAACCUGCUUUCUUCACUUUAAAGACAAGUUUCGCAUCUACGAUGAAUAUUGUAGUAACCAUGAAAAAGCACAAAAAUUGCUUCUUGAACUUAACAAAAUCAGAACAAUUCGGACAUUUCUGUUGAACUGUAUGCUGCUUGGAGGACGAAAAAACACAGAUGUUCCCCUGGAAGGCUAUUUGGUGACACCCAUACAAAGGAUAUGCAAGUACCCCCUCCUUCUGAAGGAGCUACUGAAGCGAACUCCACGGAAACACAGCGACUAUGCGGCAGUGACCGAAGCCCUCCAAGCUAUGAAAGGCGUCUGUUCCAACAUAAAUGAGGCCAAAAGGCAAAUGGAGAAGUUAGAAGCGCUGGAGGAAUGGCAGUCUCACAUUGAAGGCUGGGAGGGGUCCAAUAUUACUGACACCUGCACUGAAAUGUUAAUGUGUGGAGUUUUGCUGAAAAUUUCUUCUGGAAACAUUCAAGAGCGGGUAUUUUUUCUUUUUGACAAUCUUUUGGUGUACUGCAAAAGAAAACACAGACGGUUGAAGAACAGCAAGGGUUCCGCAGAUGGACAUCGGUAUCUUUUUCGUGGCCGGAUAAAUACGGAAGUGAUGGAAGUAGAGAAUGUGGAUGAUGGCACAGCGGAUUUCCAUAGCAGUGGACAUAUUGUUGUUAAUGGGUGGAAGAUACAUAAUACAGCAAAAAAUAAAUGGUUUGUGUGCAUGACAAAAACACCAGAAGAAAAGCACGAAUGGUUUGAAGCAAUUUUGAAAGAAAGAGAACGACGAAAAGGUUUAAAAUUAGGAAUGGAGCAAGACACCUGGGUAAUGAUCUCUGAACAGGGUGAGAAGCUUUAUAAAAUGAUGUGCAAGCAAGGAAAUCUAAUCAAAGACAGAAAAAGAAAACUGACAACAUUCCCUAAAUGCUUCCUUGGAAGUGAAUUUGUGUCCUGGCUGUUGGAAAUUGGAGAAAUUCACAGACCUGAGGAAGGUGUUCACCUGGGGCAAGCAUUGUUAGAAAAUGGAAUUAUUCACCAUGUUACUGAUAAACAUCAAUUUAAGCCAGAGCAAAUGUUAUAUAGAUUCCGCUAUGAUGAUGGUACCUUUUACCCAAGAAAUGAGAUGCAGGAUGUGAUUUCAAAGGGUGUAAGAUUAUAUUGUCGCCUUCAUAGUCUGUUUACUCCAGUAGUAAGGGAUAAAGAUUACCAUUUAAGGACCUACAAAUCUGUGGUCAUGGCCAACAAAUUGAUAGACUGGUUAAUUGCACAGGGGGAUUGCCGCACCAGAGAAGAGGCAAUGAUAUUUGGCAUGGGGCUGUGUGACAGUGGAUUUAUGCACCAUGUCCUUGAAAAAAGUGAAUUCAAAGAUGAACCCCUACUUUUCCGUUUUUUUGCGGAUGAGGAAAUGGAAGGGUCAAAUAUGAAGCAUCGACUCAUGAAACAUGAUUUAAAAGUUGUGGAAAAUGUUAUAGCUAAAUCUCUCCUGAUUAAAUCUAAUGAAGGCAGCUAUGGCUUUGGACUAGAAGACAAAAAUAAAGUCCCAAUAAUAAAGUUGGUAGAAAGGGGGUCUAAUGCUGAGAUGGCUGGCAUGGAAGUUGGGAAAAAGAUUUUUGCCAUUAAUGGUGACUUAGUUUUUAUGAGACCUUUCAAUGAAGUGGAUUGCUUCCUAAAAUCAUGUUUAAACAGCAGAAAGCCUCUAAGAGUUCUUGUGAGCACAAAACCAAGGGAGACAGUGAAAAUCCCCGACUCAGCUGAUGGGCUUGGCUUUCAGAUCCGAGGUUUUGGCCCUUCUGUUGUGCAUGCCGUAGGCAGAGGCACCGUGGCUGCAGCAGCUGGCCUUCACCCUGGACAGUGUAUUAUCAAAGUAAAUGGUAUCAAUGUCAGCAAAGAGUCACAUGACAGCGUCAUCGCACACUUGACAGCUUGCAGGAAAUACAGGCGUCCAAUGAAGCAAGAUUCCAUACAGUGGGUUUAUAAUAGCAUUGAGAGUGCUCAGGAGGACCUCCAGAAAUCUAACUCCAAAGCUCCUGGAGAGGAAUCAGGGGAUGCUUUUGACUGCAAAGUAGAAGAGGUGAUUGAUAAGUUCAACACCAUGGCCAUCAUUGAUGGGAAGAAGGAGCACGUGAGUCUGACGGUGGACAACGUCCACCUGGAGUAUGGGGUGGUGUACGAGUACGACAGCACAGCUGGGAUCAAGUGCAACGUGGUGGAGAAGAUGAUCGAGCCCAAAGGCUUCUUCAGCUUAACUGCCAAGAUUCUUGAAGCCCUGGCUAAAAGUGAUGAUCAUUUCAUACAAAACUGCUCCAGCCUUAAUUCUCUAAAUGAAGUGAUUCCUGCUGACCUUCAGAGUAAAUUCCAUGCCAUUUGCAGUGAAAGAAUUGAGCGCAUAUGUCAGAGAAUACUCAGUUAUAAAAAGUUCUCUCGUUUUCUGAGGAAUCGAGCCUGGCCCACCUUUAAGCAAGCCAAAUCUAAAAUCUCUCCACUGCACAGCAGUGACUUCUGCCCUACCAACUGCCACGUCAAUGUGAUGGAAGUUUCUUAUCCUAAAACAUCAACCUCCCUGGGGAGUGCCUUUGGGGUGCAGUUGGAUAGUAGGAAACAUAAUUCUCAUGAUAAAGAAAAUAAAUCUUCUGAGCAAGGGAAACUGAGCCCUAUGGUAUACAUCCAGCAUACAAUUACCACCAUGGCAGCCCCCUCGGGGCUGUCUCUGGGACAGAAGGAUGGCCAUGGUCUCCGGUAUUUGUUAAAAGAAGAAGAUUUAGAGACUCAAGAUAUCUACCAGAAACUGUUGGGAAAACUGCAGACUGCACUGAAAGAAGUGGAGAUCUGUGUUUGUCAAAUAGAUGACCUUUUAUCUUCCAUAACAAAUUCUCCCAAAUUGGAGCAUAAGACGUCAGAGUGUGUAGCAUCACUAGACAGUGACAGUGAGAAGGGGGAAAGAAACAGCAAACGUGUGUGUUUUAAUGUGGCAGGAGAUGAGCAGGAGGAUUCAGGUCAUGACACCAUCAGCAACAGAGACUCUUACAGCGACUGUAACAGCAACCGGAACUCCAUCGCCUCCUUCACCAGCAUCUGCAGCAGCCAGUGCAGCUCGUAUUUCCACAGCGAUGAAAUGGACUCGGGUGAUGAACUUCCCCUGAGCGUUCGCAUUUCUCAUGAGAAGCAGGACAAGAUACAUAGUUGCCUUGAGCAUCUUUUCAGCCAGGUGGAUUCAAUUACCAAUCUCCUAAAAGGCCAGGCUGUUGUAAGAGCCUUUGAGCAGACCAAGCAUCUCACACCAGGUCGAGGAUUACAAGAGUUUCAACAAGAAAUGGAACCAAAACUGAGUGGUCCGAAAAGAUUAAGGCUUCACAUCAAGCAAGAUCCCUGGAAUCUUCCCAGCAGCACCCGUGCUCUUGCUCAGAACAUCAGAAAAUUUGUUGAAGAGGUAAAGUGUAGAAUACUCCUGGCUCUUCUUGAAUAUUCAGACAGUGAAACGCAGCUCCGGAGAGACAUGGUUUUCUGUCAGAGUCUCGUGGCCACCGUCUGUGCAUUCUCUGAACAGCUCAUGGCUGCCUUGAACCAGAUGUUUGAUAACAGCAAGGAAAAUGAGAUGGAAACGUGGGAAGCCAGCAGAAGGUGGCUUGACCAGAUAGCGAAUGCUGGUGUUCUUUUUCACUUUCAGUCACUUCUGUCACCAAACUUGACAGAUGAACAAGCCAUGCUAGAAGAUACACUGGUUGCACUAUUUGAUUUGGAAAAGGUUUCCUUUUACUUUAAACCAUCAGAAAAGGAACCACUUGUUGCAAAUGUGCCUCUUACGUACCAAGCAGAAGGAACCCGGCAAGCUCUAAAAAUUUACUUCUACAUUGAUAGUUAUCAUUUUGAUCAACUGCCUCAGCGGUUGAAAAAUGGAGGAGGGUUUAAAAUUCAUCCUGUUCUUUUUGCACAAGCAUUGGAGAGCAUGGAAGGAUAUUACUACAGAGACAAUGUUUCAGUGGAAGAAUUUCAAGCCCAGAUAAACGCAGCUUCAUUGGAAAAGGUCAAACAGUACAACCAGAAGCUCAGGGCAUUCUACCUGGACAAAUCAAACUCCCCCCCGAACUCCACAUCCAAAGCUGCCUAUGUAGAUAAGCUAAUGAGGCCUCUCAAUGCUUUGGAUGAGCUUUAUCGCCUGGUAGCCUCAUUCAUCAGAUCCAAACGCACAGCUGCCUGUGCAAACACAGCAUGCAGCGCGUCUGGGGUUGGCCUGCUGUCAGUUUCCUCUGAGCUGUGCGACAGGCUCGGUGCCUGCCACAUCAUCAUGUGCAGCAAUGGCGUGCACCGGUGCACCCUGAGUGUGACGCUGGAGCAGGCCAUCAUUCUAGCCAGAAGCCACGGGCUGCCGCCCCGCUAUAUUAUGCAGGCCACCGAUGUCAUGAGGAAACAGGGAGCAAGAGUUCAGAACACAGCAAAGAAUUUGGGAGUCAGAGACCGGACCCCUCAGUCAGCUCCAAGGCUAUACAAGCUCUGUGAGCCACCUCCCCCAGCUGGAGAAGAAUGAAGAGGAUUGCCAAGGAACCAGGCAAGCAGCAGCUUCUUAACACUGGCCUAGAGAAAGUACAUGCCAGGUCACCAUUUCCCACUGAAGAUGAAGUAAUGCUUUCCCUGCCAUAUUGUAAAUAACUAAUGUUCAGUUUGUACUUGGACAUGUAUGCAUUAAAUGUUCAUUCAAAAAAUUCACCCCCAAAAACUGAUCCCUCUCUAUAUCUAUAGGGCAAAAUUCAUCUCUGGAAUUUAUAGGAAAGAUAUCAGAGAUAAAAAUAACCACCAUGCAUCCUCUUUCAUUACUAAUUUUAUUGGUUUUGGACACAUUGUAACAGUGGAUGGUUUUGCUUGAAGAAGUCAAUCACUGAGGAAAGAUGGCCACACAAAUCAUGGUGCAGAAAUGUUAAAGACACUUUAGGCCCGGUGAUACAGGUGUGUUGUCCUCCACUUGCAUCAGAGAAAAGCACAUGCUUAGAGGUGGAGGAAUAUGCUUCACUUUUUCUGCUUCACAGGAGAGAAGAAAUAUUGAGACCUCCAGCAAGACUUUUUCUGCUGCUUUCUGGUGUACUCAGGACCACGGACUGUCCCAGUGCGUUGGCUCCGUCUCUGGUAUUUGCAGUGGACGUGUUCCCCAAGGCUGCACAUACUGGGUGCUGUAGCCUUGGUGGUCCUGGACAGAAAGCAGUAGAGACUGGGAAGAUAAAAGGAAGCGGAGUGAGUGAGGAAAGAAAAGAUGAAUCUGUUUAAAACUUUAACCUAGAAAGGUACCUAAAUUCUUAAUGUUAGGCAGCCUUUCCUGUGAGAUGUCAGACUCUAAACUACCAUAGUGAGUAUUUUUUAAUCAAGGUAUAUGUAUAAGAAAAAUAAAGCUUUAUUUAUUGUACUUUAAAAGAACCAUUACAAACCUUGGUAAUUUAUGGCCGUAGGGUAUAUUCUAUCUUCAUUCUAAAUAUGUGUACUGUUGAUCACACUAUAUUGAUUUAAUUGUGGAUACAGUAACAUUGAUUUUAAAUUAAUAAUUUUCUAAAGACUUAAAAGACUUUAAUAAUUAAAACCAUGCUUUACUUAACUAUGAAGAUCCACAAGGACAAGUAAUUUCUAAUAAAUGUGUUGUUAGGCAAAUUUUUGUGCAAACAUUUUAUAGUUCACUUACACAAGCUAAGACAAUGUCAUUCAGUUAUCUAAAUUAUGGGGCUACUCUUACAUGCUAUUCACUGUUGACCACAUCACUGUGUAGAACAUGGCUGCUCAUGAUUUGAAGCGAAGUAUGUUAAAUACUGUUCAUAACCUCUGGUUGUCUUGCUCAUCUUUUGUUGUUACUCUUUCAUAUAUCUUCAUAAUAGAUUUUAUUACCCACAAAGAAUGGCCCAGUGACUUAAACAAGUUCAUAUGACUAACAAGUACCAAGAUCAAAAUUUAAAACCCAAAAUUUUGCCUCCUUAAUAUAAUAUCAUUAACAUUUUAGUAAUAUAACUAUUUAAUAGAAUCAAUUAUUUUAUUAAACUUGAAGUUAGAAUGCAUGCAAUGCCACUUAAUUAUACAUUUUGUGUUUAUAAAAACAAAUGGAAAUAUAUAGUAUGCCUAUAAUAUAUAAAAACUGUAAGAUUUCCUGGAAAUUUUAACAUUCUGUGUAUACAUUUUGAAAUAACCCAGUACAGCUCUAACCUAAAAAAUAUUUUAUGUCAUAUUUCUCAUAAUUACAGAUAACACUUUUAGAUAGAUAUUGAAAGUGUGGAAUAGUACAUCAGUUAAAACUUGACUACAAUUGUAAAACAGUGGUAAUAGUAAAAAUAUCUAAUGGGUCAGUGAGUGAUGACAGAAUUUUAAUACCAUAAUUUGUAUCCAUGUGGCUUUGAAUGCUUAACUGGAUUUGACUCUUUAGACUAUGGUUACCUAAAUGCUACAAGCUUCUUUAUAACUAGUGUUCCUUCUGAUGCUGCUGAAGUCUGCUAACUGUUCAUCAGGUCCUGAGUUUGGACAUCUGCCCCUGUUUAAAUAAAUUGCAGGUCUUACAUUGAAAUUUUAGAUCUGAACAUGAGAACACUAAAAAAAUCAAUGUCAUAAUUCAUAGCCAAUAUAUCCUCAACAUUCCAUAAUAUCUUUACAUGUUCCUAAUAUUAAUUUUAAGUAUAUACUUUUCUAUAAUUCAUAAUUUAUAUAAAUUUCAAAUAUAUAAUUUUAAAAUACAAAAUUGAAACUAGAAAUUUACAUUAAUUAUUAUGAAAGAGAAUGAAAGACAGAAUGAGAGAGAAAAUUAUUCCUAUACUAGUCUUUCUGAUAUUGGAUAUGUAAUAUUGAAUUUAGUGUUCAAUCUGUAUUUUAUAAACCAAUAUCCUAAUCUGAAGCCUCAGAUUAUUUGUAUGUCUUUAAAGUUCCUUGUUCCAGUGACUCAAAUUUCCUUUGUGUCCAUUGAUGGUACUAAUAUUAAAUUAAGACUAAUAUUGAAUUAAGACUAAAAAGUAUGUGACAUUGGUUAUGAUUCUGUGAAUUCCAAUUGUGUAAUCAUUUAAUUCAUAGUGAAAUAAAGUUGACUUUAAUAUUAAGUAUGCAAGCCAAGAAAAUAAAUAAGUAAACCAAUCCUAAAGGCCAUAUUAACUAAUUUUUAAAAUCAAUUUUCAGUCCUUCCAGAAAAAGUUAGUAAGCUAGUAUUUAUUCAUUUAGAAGCGUUGAUUAAAAGUAAAUUAUUCCAUGUAGUUAAAACUGAUACAUUCAUUCAAAAUACUAUCUUAUUAGUUUAAAAAGUCUUUUUUCUGUGUAGCAAAAUGUAAUGCAAAAUAGUAGGCAUAUUUUUAUUCACAAGUAUUUUAAUAAAAUUGUGAUAUGAAAAUUUAAAAAGAAUAGCCUUUAUUCAAGUCAUUCCAACUUUAUGUUUUACUUUAAAGGUAAUUUGCAGACUUUCUGCUCUUCAUAGCUAAAAAAAAUAAUACUGACUAACCUGUAACAUUUGACUGGAUUGCUUCUCAAUCUUUGGAAACUUUAUUUUUACUGACUGACUUUAUGUGAAUUAACUCAUUAAAUUGUCCUUUAAUAAAGUAUUCUGUAGUCAGUAAUAAUUUUAUUAACAUAUAUGUAAACAAAUUUUUCAGACUGGUCAGUUAUGCUGCUUAAAUACGAGGGCAAAAGAUUUUGAAAUAGUUUAGGAGAACCGAGUUUCUGUUAAGCAGAAUGUUCCAUGGUGUAUUAAGCAUUUGAAAUUGGGGCAAUGAGUCCCAGCACACUUUACUCUUAGAAAGGUAAGGGAAAGUUUUAAGAUGGAUCUAUGCCAUGAAUGACCCCAGGGUAUUCCUUGCAGGGAUAUUGGCCACCAUUUUCCUAGGUGCUGCAAUUCCAUAAUAGUCACUAUGAUUAGUUUCUGGUUUCAGAAGGAUGUUACUGCCUUAGAGAUUUUCCAUGAAGAGUGAUCUCAGUAUUAUACUGCCAAACGUCUAUUGGCUCAUGAGGAAAGAAGGCCUGUGCAUCGUUUAGCAGUUGUUAACUUGUUAGCAGGCCCUCUUCGCUCAGGACAGUUUGUGUGUCUCACUCAACAGAGAUUUCUGAAGUCUACUAAAUAGAGUAAAACAGUUAUAUCAUUGUAUGUCAGUGUCUGCUUGUCUUUUAUGAUAAUACAUUUUUAAAAUUACUUAAAUUCUUGUGUCUUGUUCAGUAUGAAGAGAUAAAAGAUGGAAUUGUUCAGUGUUUGCUCUGUAGACAUCAGCGCUGUCUGCGUAGUACUGUUAAACAUCUUUUGAUCACUGGCUUACUCUUAGUGCUGGCCGAUUUUCUAUCACUGUAACAAAUACCUGAGAUUACCAGGUAUGUGUGAAAGAAAAGACUUGGAUUUGGCUCACAGUUUUGGAGGUUCUAGCCUGUGAGCAGUUAGGACUGUGCCAGAGUGGUGCAUUAUGGCUGGGGAGCACAGGACAGAGCAAAACUGCUCACUUCGUGGUCAAGAAGCAAGAGGAGAGAGAGAGAGAGAGAGAGAGAGAGAGAGAGAGAGAGAGAGAGAGAGAGAGAGAGAGAGAGAGAGAAGGGCCAGGGCACACAGGGUCAAGAGUACACCCCAGAUGACCUGAGGCCCUCUCACUGGACUUUAGGGGGCAUUCAGCAUCCAAGCUGUAGCACUAUUCAAUCUAAAUCAGUUGAUCUGGCUUUGACACCAAAAGUAGAUGAUUAAGAAAAAAAAGUCUUAAAUUAUAUUAAUAGGAUUAGAAGCUUUUAAUAGUUAAUUUUAGAAUAAAAGAAAAAGCAAAUGCUUUGUAUUCAUUCAACAAAUGCUUCCCAGAAUUCACUUUUCACAAGGCACAGCUGGAAAUCUGGUGAAAUGUUGACUAUGUUUGGAUCAAAAAUUUGCCAUGUUUUAUGUGUUAUUGAUUACUUGUAUCUUUUAUUUAAAAUGCUAUUACUUGUAACAUGAACCUAUUCUAAUACUGUGUACAUGUAUACUGAGUUGGUGAAACAUUUUAGAAAACAUACAUUUGAAUUUGAAUGUCUAAUGCUUCAAGAAAAUUUAUUAGUUCUCCAGAUGAAUAUAUAUUUUUGUAACUGAGAGGUAAAUGUUAGAACAUAGCUUUUUGCUUAAGAAUAUUUUUAUAAGUACUCAUGUACUCAAUAUUCAUUAUUUUAAACAGCAGAGUAUGAAAUUGGUUCUUUAAAUGGUAAUUGUUUUGAACAUAAUCUAUAUUUAACAUAAUUUGACAUCCACAAUUUAAUAUUAAAUUUCAUCUGAAUGUGAUAUUAGUCUUUUUUCUUUUGUAAAAUAUCUAUGUGACAUAGUUUCAAUCACUCCAUAUUUUGUGUGUGGUUAAAAUUAUCAAACUGAAUUAUGUAUUUUAUAUCAUUCAUUUUUGUCUGCAUAAAAAAUUAGAGUAAUAACAUUGUAUCAUAAGUGUUAAUAAUAAAAUAAAUUGUAGUGUGGCCA
Messenger RNA from Cavia porcellus (domestic guinea pig), 10077 nucleotides. RefSeq names its product phosphatidylinositol-3,4,5-trisphosphate dependent Rac exchange factor 2 (gene Prex2). Gene Ontology annotation, cellular component: plasma membrane. Bases 376 to 5196 code for a protein of 1606 amino acids. Gene Ontology annotation, biological process: intracellular signal transduction; positive regulation of GTPase activity; G protein-coupled receptor signaling pathway. Gene Ontology annotation, molecular function: protein binding; GTPase activator activity; guanyl-nucleotide exchange factor activity. NCBI's taxonomy places the organism in Eukaryota, Metazoa, Chordata, Mammalia, Rodentia, Caviidae. The record is from RefSeq and is a predicted model, not a curated record. The transcript is spliced from 40 exons.